Molecule: messenger RNA, 6537 nt
Organism: Rhipicephalus sanguineus (brown dog tick)
Lineage: Eukaryota; Metazoa; Arthropoda; Arachnida; Ixodida; Ixodidae
Exons: 7
Coding region: 1-978 (325 amino acids)
Biological process (GO): synapse organization
Cellular component (GO): neuron projection membrane
Source: RefSeq, a predicted model, not a curated record
AUGUCGCUCAAUUUCGUUGCCUUCAAGAACUGCAGGAGGGCUCUUGUGGCUUUCUACUUUGCAGAUGGCGGUGGCCGAGGCAGGAACAGCUUGCCCACCGGCCAGCAACCGGUUUCGCACGGCUCCCGGGGUCCCGGUAGGCUCCUGCUCCUUCCAGGAGGUAGCAUGGCCCGUGGCCUGAGCCCUGCCGAGUACGACCAUCUCCUGCGGAGCCCCAACGUACGGAACGUCACUACGCAGCUAGGACAGACCAUGUAUCUGCACUGCAUCGUGGACUCGGCUUCGGACCGAAUGAAGGCGCACCGACAAAUUGUGUCGUGGAUCCGACUUCGAGACUUUCAUCUGCUGACCGUGGGACUGACGCGGUACACGUCGGACGAGCGGUUCCAGACGGUGCACAUGCAGUUCUCGAACAACUGGGCGCUGCAAAUACGCGACGCGCAGCUCAGGGACGCCGGCCUUUACGAGUGCUUGGUCAACUCGGACCCGCCACUUCGACAGGUCGUCUCUCUGCGUGUUGUCAUACCCAAGGCCAGCAUCCUAGGCGGCCCUGACUUGCACGUCGAGGCUGGCUCGGCUCUCAACCUGACGUGCAGCAUCAGCGAGAGCCCCGAGGCGCCGGCGUUCGUCUUCUGGUACCAUCAGGGACGCCUGAUCAACUUCGAGCGCGGCGGCCGCGUCAGCGUGGCCAAGGGCCCCAACGGCACGGCCGUGUCGCGCCUCCUGCUGCCAGCCGUGGACGCCGUGGACUCGGGCAACUACACUUGCAAGCCUGCCAACGCCAACGCCACCUGGGUGCUCGUUCACGUUCUCGAGAGCCACCGGCGGCUGGCCGCCGUGCAGAACGACGCCGGCGGCAUGGCGCUCACAGCGGCCGCGACGCCGCACUGCGCAGCCGCCUGCUCGCUGCUGCCGCUGCUCGUGUCGCUGCUUGUGCAGUGGCUGCUGGCGUGCGCCCACCACUGCGGUUCCAGGUGACCAGCCGCGGUGGAAACGCAGACUCUGUAAAUAACGCGGUUCGCGGCAUACCACGCCCGGUGCCCGCUCGUCAGCAGAUUCCGGUCCUUCUAGCAGGCUGGAACCGAGGGGCUGGUUGUUCACAGUCGCACCUGAACCCAGGAGUCGAGAGAGGAAUACAAGGACAGUCACUGAACGGGGUGCAAACCACCUACGAGGACCAUAGGCAGGCUGUCAACACCUAGCGCUUCGUCGUGUUACCCGUGUCGCAAAAAAAAAACCGAAAACAAAAAAGAACCUGGCGUUGCGGUCACCAAGAGCUGCGCUAUCGCAGCGGCAGUAGCAGCGCCCUAUGAAGCUAUCGACGAACGCUGCGGAGAUGUCGCCGGCCUGCCUCAGUCAGCACGGUCGACCGACGAGCAUGACCGCACUCCUCUUGUCAACCCCCUCGUGUGCGUUGUGUGUCUGUGUUGUUUCGCUUCGUUUUGGCAUUGUUCUCAUUUCGUUCGUAACUAUACGUACGCUUGUGUCAACGGGUGUUGUGAACGCGCACAAUCGCUCAAGCGCAAGAACAUUUGCGUCCUCGCUACUCAGGCACCGUCGAUCACGUGCGACAGACGCCAGGAACUGUGUACGUACUGCCGUGUGCUUCGAUCUUCGCGAGCCCCCGCAGUGGAGCAAGAUGGACAUCGAACAUAGAGACACUUCGAUGUACACAUCUUCGCGUUGUACAUAUUGUAGAGAUCACGACUAUCUUGUUGUUGAUGCUACCGCUCUCAAAUGAUCUGUUCUCGUGCGCUUAUCAUGCGUUUUGUUGACAGCUGCUGAGUGUUCGCAGGAAGUAAUAGAGCAUAUAGGAUGUGUGGCCUAAUGUUGUUCAGCGUGUAUUUUGUGCCCGGCCAACGGGAUUCUGUGAGAGUGUGUGCAUUGGUGGCGCAUCAUUUCGUGUUGUUCCGAAUGCGCUCGCGAUGUUUCCGUUGUUCGGCUGUAUAUUUGUGUUUGCGUGAUUCGGAAGAUCAUCGUCUAGCUGGUUGAAUAUACGCCCGGAACUGAAGUGUGAUGCUUCGUGCACACGAUGUAACGCUGGGCGUCACUGUGACAUCGUUUCAGAUUUUAGUGCUAUCUUUAGCGACGCGUGACCCACCGUUGGAGGAAAAAAAGAAGACUCGUCGUGCCGUGUUGACAGACACUUGUGAUAGUGAAGAUGGCAUGCAAUUCGAAUAAUAUUUCGAUGGAGGGCGACGCUAAGUUUCGUUAAGUACAGCGAACGUCGAAGUUGCGUUGCUCGGUGAUGCUUCGCCGGAAGGCGUAACGGCGAAAAGUCCUUCGCACAAAAAUGGCCGGCGCUUAUAUGGGCCGUAUAAUGCUUUCAAGCUACGAUUAUUUUUUUAUUAAGCACACUACUUGGCUAGAGACAUGAUCAAAGUUGAAUCACUGCUUUCUGCAAGUAUGCUGGAAUAAGGUGACUCUCGCUGGCCGCAGUAUUACCAGAGUACGCUGGAGCAUUAUUUUGCUAGUACUACUACCUCCUUAUUUCACUGUGUGACUCUGAGCUGAAGCGUCACUGAUAGGGUAUUCACCUGUGAAGCCGUCAGAGGGACCCGGUACACAUUCGCUACAGGCCAAAAGAGUAGUCGUAUGUGGCAUUCGAGCGCUGUUUUGGUGCUCUCAAACGUGCGUAUAUUACACAACCUUCUUGACCCGUUAUAGGUAAAGGCAAAAUCUAAGAAACAAAAAAUAGGGGGGGGGGGGAAUAGAGGAGGGUAGAUUAAUCAUGGGACAAGUAAAGGAAAAUUGCAUUUGGAUGGAAACGACAUUGUUUUUUAACGCGCUCCGAAUCUUUUCCUUGAUACGCUACUCAACGUGUCCCAAAUCAGUUGAAUGCUAAACCGAAUUCUCACUAGUCUAGCCUUUGUAAGGAACUCCGAUGGGAACCCGUCAGCGAGGAAUCUUGUGCGAAGAAUGAUUGAGCAGAGUAAGCAAUGACUAGUAUCACCAGGUAUCUCCUCUUAUCGGAAAUGGAUAUGCGGGCUUCACAACAGGGCCUAUGAAGUUUACCGAUGGGAGGCGUGCUGCGUGUUGAAUUUGUCGCUUUUAGUUCUAGCUCUCAAUUAGAGCACAUCUGCAUGCAACGUAAAUCAUAGCCCGUUUGGAAACAUUCUUUUCAAUGUUAUCGACGCGGUCUGUGGUCAUGCAUAACGUAUUAGUUGCAUUUCGCUAUUUCUUGUCUUUAUUUAUUAAUUCUUUUUUUUUCUGAGCAAUUAUAAGGCUCCCACGUGUGCACGAAGCCAAGCAUUUUGGUUUUAUUUUGACGACUUCAUGGUUGUUACAACUGUACACGUAUAUUGUUUUAACUUUUAACAUGGUGGCCCGCCAGCGAGGUAAUUCCUUGUUUUAAGGCUUCUAAGACAAGUGCCAGAAUGAAAUAUAUGUGUAUUUUUUUUGUUGUUUCCAGGAGCAUUACUUCAGUCGCAUUUCGUCAGGGUUGUGCGUCGUAGCCACUAUUCUCGCAGUGCACAAGGUUUACCGUGAAUGCUACGUGUAAAUGAAAUGAACGCAAAGUGUGUUUGAGUCAGGCGCUGAGAAAGAGCUUCCAAAAUGUGGAGUUAUGAACUAAAUAACCGAAAAUGAGUUGAAGCGUCUUGUCUUCUUGUAUCAUGUCUCAAGGCUGAAUUAUGGAGUGAAAAAGAAAAAUUCCAACGGGGUCUGUGUUCACGCAUGAUUCCUAAGCCUUUAAGGUUAUCACUAUAGGCGAGCGUACUUACAUUCCGUAUGAAAGCUUCAGCCGACUCAUUGGUGCAAAAGUAUGCUCGGGGUCGUGAACACUGUUAGCUGCUUUACUGUUUCAUCGCCAGAGUCAUCGAAUACACUAUUUCGGUAAACAUUUUAGAAGUAUGGUUACACGAGAAAUCAUCGUAGGUUUUUAUUGACAUAUUUAUUGACAUUUGCUGGAUAUAUACUUAAUUUCUAUUUCUCUGAGCUCCCGUCUCAAAGCUAUUGGACCUUCUAAUCCGAGUGCUGCGUGCGCAAAGAUAUAGUGCGCCAAAAAAAAAAAAUGCAAACGCUACAGUACCACUAGUUCGCUGUUUGAGCAUUGUUUGAAAACUUCCUUUUUUGUGAGCCUCUAGGAAGUCAUCUGCAUUAAGGAUAAUGUCCUUACCGUAGCCUAAGAGUCAUGCUAUUUCCGUAAAUUUGCUUUUACCGCAAAAAUUUGGUUUACCGUAAGGGUAUAUGGCGCAGCGCACUUUCCGUCACCGGUGUUUCCGCUUGUGCAGCUUACACGGCAUGCCUUGUGCACUUAGCGUUGUUUCGGGAAUGUACGGGUAAGCCAGCGACGUUCGGGUCAUGGUUUCUAGUCCACGAUUUGUGUUUUGUUUGUUUUUAUAGCAAUUUUCGUUAACCGUUCGCGUCCGCCUCUUUCUGCUAGCCGGAACAUGUGUUUGUCGUCAACGGCGUCACCGAAAAACUUUAAUGUUUGAGUCAGGGGAUUUGUUCCUAGUGUUGUCUUCUUCAAGUACAUUGUAGUAUGUUCGUAUUCUUUUUUUUUUUGCGUCCUUCAUUUGCAUAUGAUAUUUUCAUUUUCCGCAUCUUCGUGCGGGUCACGUAAGCUAGUCGUUUACUUUUUCUUGCCUGUGGCGUCUUUUUUACCCUGUUUAAUUUUUAUCGUCCCUUGCAAUAUUGUUACCGAAGCGACGUGAUUUUCAGUUUUAAGCCAAAGUUUGGUAUCUGCAAACAUCCCGAGCUCUGUAAAAUGUUCUCACGAUAGGUUCAUGUCAGUUGGGAGUAGGUAUACUUAUAUCUACGGGCCGUUCAUUCUUUAGUAUAAGAUAUUCUUUUUGCCGAAAAAAAAAGUUCUAAGAAGGAGUGAAUGUCAUUACUGUUUUGCGUGUUGUGCAUUCUUAUACUUCGCAUCUACUUAGCAUUUCGUUCCUACUUCACGACUGUAUUUUGUGUACGUCUCAAGUUAUUCAUUCGAUCACUAUUUAUAGAACAUUUUACUUCACCGGCGCUAUCGAAACAUCGUCACCCCUAGUGCGGGGGCGCAGGUAAUGCGUGAAACAUCACUAAAGGGACACUAGGGAGAAGUACGAAGUCCAAACUGUUAAAGUUUUUUUAAAGCAUUGUUUUAGUCACACGACCGAAAAAUUGUUGAUAGAUGUAACAGAAUAUGAAGGCAAAACUUUGUUUCCUGCAAUUUCGCGCAAUUGCAACCUUGGUGUCUAUCAGUCAAAGUUUUGUCACGGAUUUCAAAAUAUCUUCCCGUAUCCUGGCCGGCUUUGACUUUUGAAAUGUUCUAAAAACUUGCUAAAAUGACUGUUUUGUUCAAUUGGUCCCCCUUCACAGGUAAGCAGUUAAGCUGACUGGCGCUGUCUAAAUUCGAAACGUCAUGCGGCCUCGGUGCGGUAGCUAUACCCUGCGUCAGUGCAAUCAGCGUUUUGUUUUGCGUGGAAAAACGUAAUUUAUUAGCACAUUUCAACUUGACAAUAAUCUUUAGUGUCCCUCUAAGGAAGCUCACGUGACGACCCGCACUCGUUUAUCACGUGUUCAUGUUUGCCAUGUAGCGGGCCUCAUGCUCACUCAUCGGUUUUUUAACGAACUCGCGUAGCCUUUGGCAGCAACAAAAUAACCCCAAAGCCAUUUUGAUUUGAUUGUUGGAUUCUAUUUUAUCUCUGGAACAUUUCAGCAUGCGCCUGCCAAAAUUUCUUAUGUAACAAUUUGUCUUGACAAGCGGCCACCCUGAUGCAUCAAAUAGUGCUUGUUUUCGUGAAAUGUUUAAGAAGUUAGCUAUUUUUGAAAUAAAAAUAAAAGGCUAUUGUAAUCAAACACGCGCUGCAAACGCGAGGUGUUACAGAAGAAAGACGAACGUAACGCUUAUUUACGAUUUAAGUGUUGGUAAUGCAGAUGCAUGAUGCGCGACAUGUGAUUAUUAAGACGAUUGCGAUUUACAGGCAGGUGAGCACCGCAUCAAUAAUUCAUGCUGCACUUGGCACGAGAUUUGUGAGUCGUAUUAGCCUAGCGAACUGUCAGAAGCUUAUUAAAAAAAAACAAAAAAAAAAAAACGUGGCUCUCACUUGUAAUCUGCGUAUUAUGGCUGUGAAGAAGAAGCUCUCAAGAAUUAUAUUUGUUUUAUCGUUCAGUAUUUGUUUACGUGCGGGAACGCCCUUGAAGUCUGAUGUCUUUCCGUUUCCAUGGACGCGCGUCCGCCCGGAAGGAUCUGCCGUGGGUGACGCCGUGUAUUGCCUCGGAGAUUGGCACCCACAGGUGGCUGAAUAUCGGAGGCCACGUUGCCUACGGCUGCGUGGUGGGUCACAUUACGGAUCUACUCAGGUGGCAACGUCAAAAGAAGGAAAAGCCAGAUGACCUGCGGCGGAGCAGGUCAUCUGGAGAGUACUUUGCUGUUGCAGGUCACUUUGCAAAGAAAAGAAAUGUGAAGAAACAUGUAGGAAGAACGUUCACGGCUUGCCACCCGUAUAAGUGCUUUCUGUCAUGCUUUGAUGCGGUGCCACCUGCCGCAAAUUUUUAAUACUCAUUGUCAGGAACCGAACAAGAGGGCCACGACGCCGCGUGGUGGUCCACAUU